GCGACGCGGUGUGCGCUUGUGCAGUAGGGAAUUGAGCAGCAGCAGCAGUGAGUGAGAGAUAGGAGCAGGGGGUUUGGGGGAGACGCCGGGAAGCAGAGGAGGAGGACAGCCGGCUCGGGGAAGCCGGGGCCUGUGCCCCCUCUAAGGCCCCCCCCCCCUGUGCCCUCACCCGCAUGGGAAGCUACUCGCAAGGCCAAGCAGCAGGACCGCCCCGGUCUGAAACCACACUGGGGCUCCGCAAGCCUCUCCUCAGCACUCCGCCUGGCAAGGCGAUGUUGAAUAAUCCUUGCCAGGAUCUGUGCCGGCCUCGCACUGAGGAGGGAGAUGCCCAGUGCGGGGCCGCGAGUGACGAUGGGGGGCGGCGAGGAGGGGCUCAUCGGGAUCCCGUUCCCCGAGCACAGCGCCGACAUCCUGAGCAGCCUCAACGAGCUACGGCGCGGCGGACAGCUCUGUGACCUCCUGCUGCAGGUCCGCGGCCGCGAGUUCCGCACCCACCGCGCCGUCCUCGCCGCCUGCAGCCGCUACUUCCGCGAGCUCUUCACGUCCGGCGAGGAGCCGGCACUGGCGAGCGAACCGGUGGCGUACCGCGUGGACUUCGUGUCGGCCGGCGCCAUGGCGGCACUGCUGGACUUUGCGUACACGGCGACGCUCACGGUGACGAGCGGCACGCUGCCCGACGUGCUCAGCGCCGCGCGCCUCCUCGACAUCCCCUGCGUCAUCGCCGUGUGCCGGGACAUCAUGGCGGCCGCCGCCGGCAGCAGCGGCGACGAUGGGGGCGGCGGCGGCGGCGACGGCGGCGAUGGUGGUGGUGCCGCCGGUGUGGAAGAGGAAGCGGAGGAGGAUGAGGGGGAGCGGCCGCUUGUUGAGUGGACGGGCACGGAGGGAUGGGGGGCGGCCGAGCCUUCUCAGCUGAGAGCAGCGGCUCCGUGCCCGGGGACCGGUUCCCGCAGGAAACGCGCGGGGCCCUGGGGGCCCCCCUUCCACCUGCGGCACCGGGAUGGGGGCGGCCCAGCGGCGCCCGACGACCCCGACCCCACGGACCUCACCGCGGACGACGCGGAGAACGCGAUCGCGAGGCCGACGGCGUCCCCACCGCCGAUGGCCGUGCCCUCGCCGCCGCCGCCGUCCUCGCCGCCGCCGUCCUCGUCGUCGCCGUCGCCGCCGCCGCCGCCACCGCCGCCGCCGCCGCGUGCCGUCAAGGUGGAGCCAGGAAGCGAGAGGCAGGCAGGGGCCUCCGCUCCCACGCGUGCCCCCGGGGGGCGGUUCGACCCCACGACCUUCAACCCGGAGUCGUUCGGCCCCGCGCCCUACGAGCCCGCUGCGCCCUACGACCUCAGCUUCAAACGCAACCGGCGACGCCGAGGGGCUCGCGGGCGCAAGCGGAGCCGGCUCGACGCCGCCGCCGGCGGUGGCAGAGGGAGACCCGGGUCACCGCGCUCGUCCCCUCUCCCGCUGCCUCCUCCCCACCUGUCGUCCUCGUCGUCGUCGUCUUCGCCGCUGCCGUCGUCGCCGCCGUCGUCGCCGCCGUCGUCGCCGCCGUCGUCGCCGCCGGCACCGCAGCACCAGCAGCACCAGCAGCAGCAGUUGGCGCGCGAGCAGCUGCUGGCGAUGGUGAAGAGCGAGCCGGGCGAGGAGUUCGACCUGGGCGCCUGCCUCGGCCUGCUCUACUCCUCGUCGGCGCUGUCGGGCCUGUCGGCCGCCGUGGUGCUGGGCGAGGUGGACGGCCGCGGCUUCAGGCCCAAGGCGAGCCAGGAGUGCCCCGUGUGCCACAAGGUGAUCCAGGGCGCCGGCAAGCUGCCCCGGCACAUGCGCACGCACACGGGCGAGAAGCCGUACAUCUGCGGCACAUGCGGAGUGCGAUUCACCAGGCAGGACAAGCUGAAGAUCCACAUGCGCAAGCACACGGGCGAGCGCCCCUACGCCUGCGCCUGCUGCGGAGCCGCCUUCAUGCACAGCUACGACCUCCGCAACCACGCGCGCACUCACACGGGGGCGCGUCCCUACCAGUGCCCCACGUGCCCCAAGACGUUCACACGCUCCGACCACCUCCACCGCCAUGUCAAGCGCCAGAGCUGCCGAGCGGGUGGCCCCCACGCCGGCGGCCCUCGUCGCCACCGUCAGCCCAAGCUGGAGCGUGACGCCGGCGCCGAGGGGGCACCGUGGCCCACCAGGGCCGGGCGUGGGGGCGUACGGGGGGGCGGCGGUGGGGCCGGCUCAGGGGCGACGGCGGCGGAGGGGGGCUGGUGCCCCCCCGCGGAUAGAGGGGGAGGGCGCGGGCGCCGGCGUGGCCGGGGAGGGGGUCGCGGUUCCCGUACGGAGCGUUACGCGGUCAGCCGCGCCAUGAUGAUGCAGCACCAGCAGCACCAGCAGCACCAGCAGCACCGCGACGCGGGGCCGCCGGGACGGCACGAGCGCCUGCCCACGCCGUCACCGUCGGCGCCGCCGCCGCCGCCGCCUCGUCCUCCCCCAGCGCCGACGUGCCCGGCCGCCCCUCCGCUCGACCCGGCUGUCGGUUACGCGGCGAGCGCUUUCUACGGCGAAAUCUUCGGGCGCCUGGGAGACGCCGGCGUCGGCGGCGCCAGCAACGGUGCGGCGCCGGACGACGUGGUGGCGCAGGGCUUCUUUGGGCACCGGCCGCACCCGCACCUCUACCCGCUGCUGCAGAUGCAGCAGGCCAUCGCGGCCGAGUACUGCGCGAAAGCGCAGCUGGGCCCCAGCGGCGCCGGAGGAAGGACGGCGCCGCUGCUGGCGCCGACCACGCUCGCGGAGUUGCACGGCUUCCCGGCGUUCCCCCGCGCCAUCGACGGCGUGCGGCAAUAGCCCCCCCCCCCCACUUCCCUUCCAAACUCCGGGACCACGUGACCCCCCCCCUCCCCCCGUCCCCUCUCUCCUCUGUCACACUUCGUGGCCCUCUCCUGUCCCUGGCGGAGUUCCGAGCCGAGUCGAAGUUUUGCGCCGACCGUGCCGGAACCGGGAAGGUCCGGAUGAGGGCCUGGAUGGUGCCGGCGAUUGGACGCCGGCUCUGGGGUCUGGCGCAAGCCACGCGCGUCAUUUGACGACGACGACGAGGAGACGGGGGAGGGGCGGGCGGGCGGGCGGGGUCCACUCCCCCCCCCUGCCCUCUCCGACCCCCCCUCCCCAUUCCCUGUAACGUUUACAGAAUCGGGUUCCAGGAUGCGGCCCCACCAUGAGUGGGGCCGCGGGAUUGUCCCGGUCCGGUUAGGCCGGGGGCCGGGCCAGAGCUCGCAUUGGUCCCGGCCCCGGCUAUCGCCGCCCCCACCCCCCAUCGCCGAACGGGGGGGGAGGGGGUGGUGGCUCGAUGCUGCUUCGCCGGAGGCGAUGAUGGCGACGAUGAAGAUUGAAGCGACGAUGACGGCGACGGGCCGCCCAUCACCGUUCGUUAGCGUUGCCACUGGAGCCCCCCCAGCGCCCCUCCCCACCCCACCCCACCCCCCGUGUCCCCCACGUCCCUCCCCAGCUGAGCGUUUGCACUAAUCGGAGGAAGGGGGGGGGGGCUAAGAUGAGGGAGUUGCGGUUGCGGCCAGGAGGCCGGGGCCACGUGUAUUUAUGACGCCGCCGCCGUUGUCGUCGUGGGGUCCAGUUACAGUCUUUAAUUGAAGAGUCGCGAUCAUGGCGCCAACUGGGCGAGGGCGCUUUGGUUGUGAGGCCGGGCCCCGCCUGUCUUUGACUGUCGUUGCUGUAGCCAUGGCUGUUACAUUAGCACGUGUUUUCUACUAUCGCCGUCGCUAGCGUUGUUUUUGCGUAGAGCCCCCUGUUCCGUUAGUCCCUUGAACAGUUUUGUACAAUUUAGCACUUUAUGGGUGAAGGGUGGCGGUCGGUGGACUCGGUGGGGCUGUGGCGGUGGCUGUGAGGGGUGGAGGGAGCCCCCGCGGAGAGUUGAGGUUCGAGUUGGUUCCCGGGUUCGGUUCCGGGCGCGAGCAGCUGCCGCUUCCCGCAGGAUUCGGGUUCAGUGGUGGCACCGUUCUGUCUCUCUCCCCCUGCUCCUCGUCGUCCUCCUGCCUGCAUGGCCAGGAGGCGCCGUGCCCGAGGCCACGGUGGCGUCUCCUGGUUUUUCGUUUCUCUCGCGGUCGGAGGCCACCGAGUCGCCGUUUGUAAAUGUUCCACGGUAGGGCCCUGAGCAAGCGAGGUGGACGGCCUCGGAUUUCCGCGCUCCGAUUGGUCGGGUGGUGGGGCUUCGGGUUUUUAAAGGUUAGUAAUUAUAAAUCGUGCUGAUAACGGUGGCGACGUCCUUUCCCCCCCCCCCCCCCCCCCCCCCCCCCCCCGAGUCUCGAGACUCGUUUCCAAUAGCAUCCCUGCUACACCGGGAGAUGCGCGGCCAAUUCCUUUUUUACAAUACCGUAAGUCAAGAGCGCGUUCCGUUGCGGUGGACUCCGAAGUCGGAGGCGUCUCCUUAGAUCGCAAGUCGCCAUCGCAGCCCGAUGAAGUGAUCAAUCGUGAGCUGCGAUUGAUCACGAGGCUUAGAGCUGCGUGGCUGCACCGCAGUGCGGUCUAGGGGAAGGUGGGUGGGUGAGUGGUGGCCGGGUUAGGGGGUCCUGCACAGCCCUACCCUGGGCAAAGUUAAAGGGUAAGGGUGUCGACAUGCCAAGGGGUAAGGUAAAGGGUAGGGUAAAGGUAGCUCGGAAGAAUUACCCGGUAGGGUAAAGGUAGCGUGAAGUAUUACCCGGUAAAUACGGUACCUUGUUUACCGCUAAAAG
Petromyzon marinus (sea lamprey) is the source of this 4715-nucleotide messenger RNA. The record is from RefSeq and is a predicted model, not a curated record. Lineage: Eukaryota; Metazoa; Chordata; Hyperoartia; Petromyzontiformes; Petromyzontidae.